AAGGUGCAAAUAAUUAUGUCUUCCUCAUCCGAGCAACAAAAGAUAGCGAAUUACCGCAAGGAUGUCGACAAGCGGCUGGAGAAGUACCAGGCGCUGCGCGACUUGGACGUCUUCGUGCUAGACAACUCGAUGCGUGAGAGCACCGUGGGGCAGCUACGGGGCCACACCCUGGAAAGCAAGUGGCAGAUCUACGAUGAGGUCAAGAAGUGCGGCUUCAAGAACACCAUCGUGGCCUCCUUCUCGCACAUGACCCGCGUGGACGACGUCUUCAUCAAGCAGCUGACGGAGCGGGGCGAGGACCGGCAGGGCCUAUGGGCUUUCUCAGAGAUUACCGCAGGCGCCAAGGGCAAAGUCCCCGAUACCGAGUCCGUCCCCGUCGGUAUCCGCAAGUUGUGCGAGGUCGGCCUGUACAACGUCAUCUUCGAGGUGGACCUCAGCGAUGGAGUCUACGACUUCGAGUUGUUCCCCAUGCCGAAGCUGCUGAAACUGAUCAAGAAAUGGAUGGUGUGGUGCCACGAGAAUCUGCAUCCUAAGGCCAAGAUCAUGUUUAAUAUCCGCGAUUUGGCGGAAACCAUGCCCGACCAUCCGGAGCGCGUGUUCCAGACCGUGGCCUACCUGGCCAACCUGCCGGGGGACCUCCGUCCCUUCGGCAUGAUGUUCGAGGAGCCCAGCGGCAAGACCUUACCGGAGGAGUGCGGGGCCUGGGCCAAGUACAUCCGCCAGACCAUGGACGAGAAUAAGUGGAAGGGCCACCUGCUUGUCCACGUGCACGAGAAGUUUGGCUACUGCGAUGCCACAGCUCUGCAGGUCCUGAUGGACGGUGCUGACGGUAUCUGGGCCAGCGUCUGCGCCGAGGGUGCCGCCAUGGGCCACGCCUCCACCUGCGUCACCCUGCUGAAUCUCAUCCGACUCGGCAACAAGAAAGUCCUGGAGAAAUACAACUGCACCUACCUGAGAAAGGCCGCCAUCAACGUGACCAAGAUCACUUCGGGCUCGGCUCCGAACGGGAGGCAGCCAGUCUACGGUCCCCGGGCUACCGAUUUCGUCUUCGGUCUGAAUCCUGAGGAGUUCGACUUGGCCAGCUUCUUCGGGGAGAAGGCUCCCGUGCGAAUCACCACCAUGGCCAGCAAGGAGAUGAUCCAGCAGCGCUUGGUCAGGCUCUUCGGGAACGAUCCGCAGUUCACUCUGGACUUGACCAGCAAGAUGAAGGCGCUGAUCUUGGAAGAUCUCCGUUCUGGAAGGAAGGAAGAAUACAUGAGCAAGGUCGGCCUAGCGUUGCUUCUGGACCGCGCUGGGGGGAAAGUCACCGAGCCUAUGCGAGACGCCAUCGACAACGUACAGCUCCGUGGCCCCAACGCCAACAACCUCAUCAAAAAGAUCCGCAAGAUGUGGGACGAGUGGGACGUGAAAGACAAGGUCCAAGGCGACGACCUGCUCCAGUACGAUAACUUCUACAACGGCUUCAUGGCACCGUACUUUUCCUGCUACCGUUGCUCCGACACCAGACGCGCUCUCCAGGCCGUCGACAUGGAUGCUGACGGUCAAGUAGAUUGGAACGAGUUUCUGGUCUACCUCAAGUGGGCGCUGCACGAGUAUCCCGACAUCGCUGACACGGAGCAGCUGCUUGAUAUUGCCUUCCGUAAAGGUCUGAUCCCGGCCAUGCGAGAUGAAUUGCUCUAUAAAAAAUAGUUGGUCUCGGUCAAUAGAAAGGCAUAAGUGCCCACAAUCUUGGUCA
This is a messenger RNA of Patiria miniata (bat star), 1735 nucleotides long. RefSeq lists its product as uncharacterized. The transcript has 5 exons. Lineage: Eukaryota; Metazoa; Echinodermata; Asteroidea; Valvatida; Asterinidae. Gene Ontology annotation, molecular function: calcium ion binding. Bases 16 to 1689 code for a protein of 557 amino acids. The record is from RefSeq and is a predicted model, not a curated record.